Molecule: messenger RNA, 2358 nt
Organism: Triplophysa rosa
Lineage: Eukaryota; Metazoa; Chordata; Actinopteri; Cypriniformes; Nemacheilidae
Gene: gprc5c
Product: G protein-coupled receptor, class C, group 5, member C
Exons: 6
Coding region: 354-1616 (420 amino acids)
Biological process (GO): visual perception; G protein-coupled receptor signaling pathway
Cellular component (GO): intracellular membrane-bounded organelle; extracellular exosome; signaling receptor complex
Molecular function (GO): sevenless binding; protein kinase activator activity; G protein-coupled receptor activity
Source: RefSeq, a predicted model, not a curated record
AGAGAAGCGGGCGCGCUCCACGGGGAAGAGCAGGUUCGCGUGUGCGCGCAAGACAAACUAGAGUUUGAGUUACAUCAGUGACGGACGGCUGAGAGCAAUCAAAACUCGCCAAGUGUUUGUCCUCGACUAUCCUUGAAGCUUUUGAAGGUUUGUUGGCUGGAUUACAAAGGAAGCAGUGUUUUAUUCGUGGUUUAAAUCCUCGCUUUAGCUCGCCUCACAUAUUUUGACGUCGCGACGCGAUGUCUAAUAUAUUUUCACGCACUUGCUGGAACAGAUAAAUUGUGUGCACACUGUCGAGACUGAUUUAGGAACGACGCAGUAUCGACAUCUCAUUACAAAAGGUGCUAAAAACGAUGGAUCGCCUCGCCUCCAAAGCCUACCUUCCUUUACUUCUCAUUGUUUGCGUCCUUCCCGGAGCACUGACGCAGACCUCGGCCCCCAAGGGAUGCGGCUCUGAUGUAAGCUCUCUGUAUUACAACCUCUGUGACCUGAGCGCGACCUGGGGCGUCGUAGUGGAGUCAUUCGCCACCGCUGGUUUGGUGGCCGCCCUGGUCCUUCUGAUCGUGAUGCUGGCCAGCCUUCCCUUUGUGAAAGACAGAAAGUGGCGCAGCGCACUGGGGCUUCACGUGUUUUUCCUCAUCUUCACGUUCGGACUGUUCGCCCUCACGUUCGCCUUUAUCGUGGGGAGGAACUUCGCCACGUGCGCGUCCCGCCGUUUUCUGUUCGGCGUGCUGUUCGCCGGCUGCUUCUCCUGCCUUCUCAUGCAAGCCGUGAGGUUGAACAUCCUGGCCAGACGGAACUCGGCGCCCAGAGGGUGGGUUUGGUGCUUGGGUGCUCUCGGUCUUUGGCUGGUGGAAGUUAUCAUCAAUACUGAAUGGCUCAUCAUUACGAUUGUACGAUACCCUACUAACACCACAGGAGACCUGACUCCUGCGACAGCGGUUCCCUGUAACAUUGCCAACCAGGAUUUUGUCAUGGCUCUUAUAUAUGUGCUAAAUCUUCUGUUAGCGGUCGUGGUAGCAUCCAUACCGAUAUUUGCAGGUAAGCACAAGCGCUGGUUCAAGGACGGAGCCCUCAUACUGGUCCUGGGACUGUUGUCGGUGGGCAUCUGGGUGGCUUGGAUUGUCAUGUACGUGUAUGGAAACUCAAAGCAUGGUGGGCCAACGUGGGAUGACCCCACCUUGGCCAUAGCACUGGUGUCGAACGCAUGGGUGUUUCUGCUGCUUCACACCGUGCCGGCGGCGUGUAGCCUGAGUGGGGACGAUGAAGACACAGCCAAUGAGGAAGAUCUGUACCCUAGCAGGGGGUACGAAACUAUUCUGAAGGAACAAAGUGCACAGAGCAUAUAUGUGGAGAAUAAGGCUUUUUCUAUGGAUGAGCCCAACACAGGUAAUAAGCCUGUGUCCCCAUACAGUGGCUAUAAUGGUCAACUCCGAAGUUGUGUGUACCAGCCGACAGAGCUCGCCAUCAUCACCAAAGGACCAGGAAAUCAACAGGUGGAAUCAUAUGACAAAAUUCCACGAGCGUCUACAGGCACUCCCAUGCAAGACCAGAGCGGUCGCACCAGCCCCUCGGCACAUGUUGAUGAUAUGAGACAAAUAUACUCCAAUGUAUGAUGUGGUGGAAGAAGAAAUCAGAACUAAAAAAUCUCAGCUGGAAAUUUCUAUAGAAGACCCCAGUGAUCGGUUGACGCCAGCUUUUGUUUUUUUCCUUUCUGGUGUUUCUAAUUAAGGUUUCCUGAUUUCUUUCCAUCGCUGUGCUCGACUCCACGGAUCAACAGCCGUGAACUCAGAGUAGGGAAACAAUUUGUCGUUUUGCUCCGUUGAAAGACAUCAUGUUCGGAUUAUCUCAUGAUGAUCCAAAUGAACCGUUGGAGAUGUGACAAUGUGCGGUUUCCGUGUUGUUGGGACACAAAAAUGGUUAGCUGUGCAGAUACCGAUGAUUGUACAGAUACUGCAAUGCUACCGGCUGUGUUUACUGUGGAAAAAGCACAGACCAACAAAGAACUUUAAAAUAAACUCAAUCACCUUGUAUGGACCAAAUGCUGCUUUUGCCAUUUGUAUAUUGCAAACACUGGAGUUAGGUGUCAGGACACCUUAUGUAUAAGCCUUAAUUUGAAAAUAUAAAAUGAUAAUAAUGUACAAUCACAAUGACUUUGAUUAAGCACUCAUGUAAAAAAUGAUUUCAUCGUCCAUUCCUACUUUGUAUUUAUUGUCAGUGUAAAACAUUCAGUUGGUACUAUUCUCUGUACAGUAGAUAUGAUAGAUUUCAUCAUUAAACUGAGAAAUUCAACAUGAAAGAGCUCUAUGAACUCAUCUUGUAUAAUGUUCAUCAAAUCAAAAUAAAGCGCUCGAUGUA